AUGGCCGACUCGGACGAGGAAUAUGUCGGAGAUGUCACAGAGGAUGAAGAUGAUCUCCAGGUAACCCGGAAAGACCAGGUCGGGACAAGGAAGAGGAAACAGCGUGGGGGAGCUGAGUGGGAGCUGUCCAGGACUUGGGAAACACUUGUUGAAGGCGCAGAUGGUACGAUCAGUGCGACAGUAGAGGGGCUACUGGAAGCUGGGAAGCGGAAAAGGCUGUUAAAAGAUACAACUCCUCUGCAACGCGGUAUUAUACGGCAUCUGGUCCUUGUCCUCGAUCUUUCACAGUCCAUGUCCGAAAAAGACUUACGUCCGACACGUUACUUGCUGACCCUGCGAUAUGCGCAGGAAUUUGUCCGAGAAUUCUUUGAACAAAAUCCCAUCUCACAACUAGGCGUCCUAGGCCUACGGGAUGGCCUGGCUCUUCGAAUCAGCGAUAUGAGUGGGAAUCCCACGGAACACAUGACAGCCAUUCAAUCACUCAAGACUCAAGACCCGAAAGGUCUCCCCAGUUUGCAAAAUGGUCUAGAAAUGGCCCGAGGUGCCCUUUUUCACACCCCCAACCAUGGCACUAGAGAAGUGCUGGUUAUAUUUGGCUCCCUCCUGUCCUCGGACCCAGGUGAUAUUCAUCAGACGAUCAACACCUUGAUUGGUGACAAGGUACGAGUUCGCAUUGUCGGUCUCGCUGCACAGGUCGCGAUUUGUCGUGAGCUUUGCACAAAAACAAAUGGAGGUGAUGAAACUGCCUACGGUGUGGCGCUUAAUGAGCAGCACUUCCGGGAACUGAUGAUGGAUGUGACCACACCUCCCGCCGUAUAUUCCCAAAAACAGUCCGCUAGCUCGCUGUUGAUGAUGGGCUUUCCAUCCCGAACAGUUGAGUCGAGGCUCUCUCUCUGUGCUUGCCACUCCAAACCAUCCCGGGGCGGGUACUUGUGCUCCCGUUGUGGCAGCAAGGUAUGUAGUCUGCCCGCAGAGUGCCCCUCUUGCGGGCUUACCCUGAUUCUUUCGACGCACCUUGCCCGUUCAUACCACCAUCUAUUCCCUUUGAUCAAUUGGGUCGAGGUGUCAUGGCGCCGGGCUUCACGGAGUACCGGGUGUUUUGCCUGUGGCCUCCCUUUUCCUGCUGUUCCACCGGAGGACCAAUGGCAAGCGGCCGAAACCCACACCAAAGGAAUGAGUGUGAGUAGUCGUUACGAGUGUACAGCAUGUCAAAACCACUUCUGCAUUGAUUGCGAUCUCUUCGCCCAUGAAAUUGUGCAUAAUUGUCCUGGAUGCCAGAGUAAAAAUAAUCGGGCCUUGGACAGCGUGGCGAAGGCAGAUGGAAUGGACACGAGCAUUUAA
Messenger RNA from Penicillium longicatenatum, 1341 nucleotides. Its product is annotated as TFIIH/NER complex subunit SSL1. NCBI's taxonomy places the organism in Eukaryota, Fungi, Ascomycota, Eurotiomycetes, Eurotiales, Aspergillaceae. Gene Ontology annotation, cellular component: transcription factor TFIIH holo complex; transcription factor TFIIH core complex. The record is from RefSeq and is a predicted model, not a curated record. Gene Ontology annotation, molecular function: zinc ion binding. The transcript is spliced from 3 exons. Gene Ontology annotation, biological process: regulation of transcription by RNA polymerase II; DNA-templated transcription; nucleotide-excision repair. Bases 1 to 1341 code for a protein of 446 amino acids.